Entamoeba dispar SAW760 is the source of this 975-nucleotide messenger RNA. RefSeq lists its product as uncharacterized. The record is from RefSeq and is a predicted model, not a curated record. The transcript is spliced from 2 exons. Lineage: Eukaryota; Evosea; Mastigamoebida; Endamoebidae. The coding region runs from base 1 to 975 and encodes 324 amino acids.
AUGAAAUUAACUUUUACUGUCUUUACUGGUUUUUUAUUUAUUGAUUAUAGAAAAUUGUUUGUCCAACCAACAUUUAAGAAUGAAGCAAUUGACACUUCCAAAUUUCUUUAUGAUGGAAAGUGCCGAGACAUUUUUAGAUAUAAACCAAAUAACAAAAGGGAUUUGGUGUUUUGGGCUAUGUAUUUUAAGAAUCAAGAAAUGUGGGUCAAACAAAGAGAAACAAUUGUAAGAACUAUGUCAAUUCUUAAAUCUGGAAUACCAAAUGUUAAGAAAGUUUUAGUAUUGUAUGGCCAAGCACCAGAUGGAUUUCUCGAUCUUAUGAAAAGUUUUAAUGUUAAAGUUAUUCGAAGAAAAAAAGAAUUAAAAUAUAACCAAGUUUGUAAUGCUGCUGUAUAUCGCUUCUUUGAUCUACUUGAAUAUUUGAAACAACAUGGAGGAGAGUUUGAUAGAGUUGCCAUCACUGAUUUCAGAGAUGUUAUCUGGUUUGCUGAUGCAUUUUCUACUAUUAGACCAGAUGAAUUAGUAAUUACCAACGAAUGCAGUGGUAAAGGAAAUGGGACAAUCAAGUGUAUUGAUUAUACUCAAAAGUUAAAUUACAAAUGGCUUACUAAUACUUUUGGAAAAAACCUUGCAAAUCAACUAAGAAAAGAAAGAAAAAGAAUAGUCAAUGUAGGUAUUGUUAUUGGGAAUAUACAAAAAGUUAAGAGGUACUGUGAGUUAUUCAAGCAGUACUGUCCUAAAGAUAAAAUUGAAAAGUGGGGUACUGAUCAAGCAUUAAACAAUUAUUUGUAUUAUACCCAUAAACUUGAUGAACUUAAUGUUACAAUUGAGACCAUUAGUCAAAGAAUUGGAUUUGAUGUUAUGGAUGGAUGUAUUUGGGAUAAAAGAAAUAAAAUACUGAUAGAACGAAACUCUUUAUGUUCUCCUGUACUAAGGCAUAAACAAACGGGAGCCUCAACCUAUCACCUGAUAUAA